Lymnaea stagnalis (great pond snail) is the source of this 16354-nucleotide messenger RNA. The record is from the annotation of a GenBank genome assembly. Lineage: Eukaryota; Metazoa; Mollusca; Gastropoda; Lymnaeidae.
AUGCCAGCAAUUAUCACUGGGGAUCAAACAGACGGUCGGAAAAAUGACCAGUUUAGCUCAUCUCUGCGAUCACGAAGAGAUACUUUGAGGAAGAGUUCUACUGAAGCAGAGGCAGAGUGUGAGAGAAGUUAUGCCUUAGCAGAAAAUUCAAUUGAAGCCAAUAGAAUUUCAAACAAUUAUAAGGUAAUUUCUUAAUCACAAAUGCCUCUGGAUAACUCUUUAAAAUCAAGGUAAUCUCAUGUUUAGUUCUUGUCUUGUUACAGACUAGAAAAUAAAAAAAUAAAUAAUAAUAAAAAAGCUUUUAAAAAAGACAGGUUUAAAAUCACUAAAGAAAAAGAGAACAAUUUUCUUAAAAUUCAUUCUUUAAAGAAAGUCUGUGCAGAAGGGUUUGGUUAGUUAUGCACUCUAUGAAGCCCAAGUAUUUUUUUAAAAAAUAAAUAAAAGAAAUAGAAAUGUGUUUUGUUUUCUUUUAUUUUUGAAAAAACUUUCUGCACUUUCUUUGCUAAUGAAUUUUAAGAACAUUAUUUUCUACUUUUAAGUGGACUUAAACUCUUCUUCAAACUAAGUCUUUUUAAAAAAAGUUUAAAAAAUUUUUUUUUAAAUUUUAUAUCAAUAUUGUUUAAUAUGAAAAUUUUAAACUGUAAAUCAUGUGUGACAACUACAAAUUAGGCUGCAAUGUUACAAACAUACAUCCCCCAUGGAUUUGCUAGUAGAACAAAAAAUCUUUAAAAAUGAUCUAUCCGAUUUUCUUAAUUUAUAAAAAGCCGCCUCCCCACACCGUCCUAUUAUCUUUCUGCCCACAUAAGUUUUUCAUAAAGUAUUACGGCCCAUCUUACAUUUUGAGUUGUGCAGGUCUGCUUUAAAGAGCUCAGUUAAAUACCUUUUCAUUAUACUAUCAUACAAACCAUACCAGCAAAAAAAUUAUGAUCUGUAAAGUGCAGACCUGUUUACCCCUAUGCUUUCGCUGUAGUAACUAUGUUUUAAAGCCUAAGACUAAGGCACCGUGACGAGCCUAUUCAAACUACUGAUUCUGUUUUUAUUUGCUUGUUUGUUUUAUUUUAAAUUUUAAAAUUAGGUUAUGCAAUCAAAUAAGAAUAACAGUGAUUGGGGUCUCGAUCUCAAAGAACCAACCUAUUUCUCUUUUAGAGUAUUGCAUUAUGAAUACUUAACUGCCAGUGUGCAAGCCUAAGACCUUUUCUCUUCCUAAAGAAAAAAAUCAGAGGACAAUAUGCUAUAUACUUAUUUGUGUUAACUUACAUAAUCAGUGGAGUGGAUUUUCUUACACAACUUGUAUUUUGAUUGCAUACAACACACACACACACACCCAAUUGACCAAAAUACUCUUUGGAGCUUGAAACUAUAUCUUUGAGAGCUGAAAACUACUGUGACAUUAACCCAAGAGUAAACAGGCCUGAAAGUGCUAUCUGCAUCAGCAGCUAAAUUCAAACACAUUUCAUGUGGUUAAUCUAUACAAUUCCCAACUCAUUAGUCAUAGCUGUAUGCAACAAUGAAUACAUUAACAUCUAAAAUUCUGUGUUGUAGAAGUUUAUGUUGUCAACCAAGAACUAAAAACACUAGUGUAAAGUUUAAAUGUUUUCUAUUAUUUGAAAUAUAACAAAAUGAGCAAAAUUUCAAAAUGUUUAGAUUUUCAGUGUCAUUAGAUUUAUGAGUUUACAUCACAAUUUAACACUUUUUAUUCCAAGUACUGAGUUUGAAGUUAAGAUUUUAUAGUAUCCUUAUAUGUAAAGUGGUAAGCCUUCUUAUUAAUUUGUUUGGUAUUAGUAACCAUAAAUUAUCUGAAUGUGAGAUUAGUGAUGUUGUGUUCUUAAUAUUGUUGCCUUAAGAUAAAAAACCUGCAUGUAAAUUUUUUCAAAAGACAAGAUUCUUCUCUGAUUAUUGGCAUUUAAAUGAGGCAUAUACACACGCCUGUGUACGUGUGGUAUAGCUGUACCUAAUGUUUUCAUUUUCAUUAGUGCGUGUAAAAUGUUACAUCAUUAAUUUACAAAAAAAUUCAUUGAUUAAUUUUUUUAAUGUUUUGUUGCACAUGUGUGUAGAUCUUUUGCACAAAAGAACUGUUCAGUUCAGAGAAAAUUUAUAUAAAGUCCACAGCAAACACAAUCAGUGUGUGAAACAUUUCAAAACUCACCGCAAAUUUACUUUCUUCCCUCAGUCGCUAAGACAGAAGUACACUGAGACAAUACUCAUAAAUAAAACAGUUCUAAUUAAGAAUAUCUUAAGAAUGGGAAUGAAUGUUACUGGAGCUAGUGACUUUUAGAUACCUUUUAACAUUUUAACUCAUUUCCCCUUCGGGUUCAUGCCCUAGAUAAGGUUAAAUCUCUCCUUUUUUUCUUUAGAAAAGUAAUCUUCUUUCAGUUUAUUUUUUUUGUAAAGUUCUGUGUUAGGUUAACAUAUUUGAAAAGUAAAUUAAAACAAAUAUUUCGUCCUUUUUUAGUUCGGCUUCAAGAAAUGGAAAGGUCAUGUGACAGCCCGUCCACUUAUGACUCGUUCUGAGAUUGUUCAAGAUCUAUAUUCAGAUAUCAGCAAGUUGCAAGAAGUAAAAGGUCUCAUGUAACAUAAAUAUUUUUAGCAUGUAUUGAAUGUUAAAGAAUAGUUUUGAAAGAGUAGAGCUGAAAAGAAAAAAAUUAAGUUUAAAACAAACAAAAAAUCAAUCUCUUUUUAGACACUUAAGAAAGGUACAAAAAUGUCAUUAUAGAAAAAUUGCAUUUUUUUGUAAUUUUAUAACUUAUGAUUUAUUUCAAAUUUUGUUUUUGGCAUGUAAAAAUUAAAGAAGAAAUUUAUAUUUGCUUAUUUUUUUGUUAAUACUUAAAUAUAACUACAUAUUUAACAUGCAAUAAUAGAUUUGAACAAAGUAGGGAAUAAUGUUGAGUAAUUAAUGUUUAAUUUUUUUUAAAGAACAAUCUUUAAGUUUAAGUUAUUAUUUUAAAUCAUUUCUCCUUCUAAAGUUUUUAACUUAUUAAACUUUUGUCAUCAACUCAGUGUCCACCUUUGGAGUAUUUAACAUCCUAUACACCCUGUUGUUUGGCUGGUGGUUGUCUCUUGCCUACAUCCUUAUUGGAAUGAUUAUGGCUCUUACCUUUGUGGGUCUGCCAUAUGGUAAGAAUUUUAAAUGUUUAUUACAUUUUAAGUUGGAUUUUAACAUUUUUUUUUUUACACAUAAAUUCUCAUUUGUGCAUUUAAAUAUGUGCACUGUGGCUUAAAUGCUUUAAGAUUUUUUAAAUAUAUAUAUAUACAAAAGGGAAAGCAUUUUAGGCCGUUGAUCUGUACAUUAUUACUGUCAGCAUGAAAAUAUUAUAUGAUGUUAUGCUUUUUACCUUUCAGCUAAGUUCUCUUGGAGAUUGGCUGAUUAUUUUUUCUGGCCCUUUGGAAAGUAUGUCUACCAGGUAGGUUUAAUUUUUAUUAUACUAAAUUUCAACAAAGAUUCAACAAAUUAGCAAAGUUUUGAAUAGUAUAAUUUUCAGUUUUCAAUCACAACAAACACAUUACCAACAUGAAUAGAAAUUAGCAUAUAACUUUCAUUUUUUUUAAUGACAAUUUUCUGAGACAGCAGUGUCCAAAAGCUGCAUCUAUUUUGCUUUGGUGAUUUAGGGCCAUAAUUAAUGCCAUAUUAAAAAUGUAUGAUUUAGAUAAUAAAUGUUUACCUUGAAAGUUAUUAUCAUCAUGCUUUAACUAUUACUCUUGUUUGUUGCAAGGUGCACACUUCGAAGAAGCCUGUAGUUUCUUACAAGAAGGCGAAUGAAAAAGUGGAUAGCUUAGAUGGACAGUUUCUAAGAGAUGGUUUAGGAGAAACAAGUUCUUUGCUAGACCAUCAUCAAAAGAGCAAAGAGAAAGAACCAUGCUGCUGGGGAUUCUGGGUAAAAAAAAAAGAAUCUUAAAAUAAACUUAAUUCAAGCACUUCAGUGACUUUUAUGUGUUGAUCAACUAUACUUGAAUCAAAUAAAGUCAAAUUAAAAAUAAAUUAUAAAGUAAUAGCUGGCAUAUAAGGAUAUUAACUAGUUAUCAUUUAGUGUUAUUAGAGAUCUGGCUAACAGCAUUUUGCAAAUAAUUAAGGAAUAUGUAUGGUAAUUUUAAAAAUAGCACUUUUUUUACUUUUGAAACUAUUUUUUUACAAGUCAAAAGCAAAAAAAUACAAAUUUAAUGUUUCCAUCUUUAAGGAAAAACCAGCUUCAUAUAUUUGGCUGGUACUUGGGAUACCUCCUAUUUUUGUAGUGCACUCUAUUGUAUGGCUAGUCUCUUGGUUCUUUGUUAUUUCCAUACCAACCGCAAAGGUGAGACGUAAUUCUAACUUAACCUGUAUAUAUUAUAACUAAUUACCAUUCUAUUCUGACCAAAAUUGUCUAUUUAUAGUUCUGUUAUUUAUGAAUUCCCUUUUAUAGAUGGUCAACAAAUUAGUAACUAUGAAUAAUAUUAUUGAGAUCAUUUUCUGUUUUGUUUGAUAUUUUUACAAUUUUUAUUUAAUAAAAUAUUUUAUUGCAAAGUUUUUUUCUUCCAAACUUAAGAAACCAGAAAGAUAUUAACAUUUCUUAAACUUAAAAAAAAAAAUCAAAGCACAAUUUGCCUAAUGCAUCUACUUCUGCAAUAAACUAAAAAGGCUGAAGAUUUGUGUUAAUUUUUACAUAUAUUUUUCACCACUACAGCUCAACAGUAAAGCCAUGACCAAAAUUCUUUUCCUGCCUCCUGAUAGUGUGAAAAUUUUAAAUACAAAUUAUGCUAACAUUGUGAGUUACUUUAUUUUAUUUUGCUUUUGUUUUGUUGCUAACUCAAAUUCAUCAUUUAAGAAUAUGAACAUAUUGUUGCAGUUUACUUAACUUUGUCAGUUUUCAUAAUAAAAUAAUUAAGAACAAUUUUGUACUAUAACAAUUGGAUCCACCCAUAGAUACUUACUGCGAUAUGUGUCUGUAUUUAAUUACUUUGAUUUAAGAAACUGUAAGUAAUACAAAUUUGUAAAAUUUUGAAACGUUGUCAAUAAAAUUUACUUGUACUUGUGGUAAGAUUUAAGUCAUCCAAAAUAAUUGUGUAAGUGAAACAGUAAUUUGAUAAAUUUUAUUAACAUCUAUUCUUAAAAAAACUGACAUUUUCACUUUUAAAAUUGGCCAUUUCUUUGCUGUUGAUUUUGUGUCUUAUGACAUUGAGACAUUUUACAGAAACAUAAUGCUUCCUUCAUUUGGUCUUUGAAUCACCUGCUCAUUUACUUCAUUACUUACUUAACCAUCACAUUUAACUUUCUCCCCUUACCAGGAUGGCAGUGGUCAAUUAAGUGAGAUCAUCAUGUACUCACAUCAAAGUGUCAACUUAUACUAUUACAAGUACACUGUGGAUGGGGUCAAUGUUAUCUUGGCCAGUAUCCUUUUUUUCUCGCCUGUCCAAACCAUGUCUUUUUCUUUCUUUAGUCUGUAGUUACAACUCCAUUGCAAUGUUUUUCUUAAUCAUAAGAUUUUUUUGGUAGUAUAAUUAAUACAACUGCUAUUUUUUAACAUUCAAAUUCUUCAAUGUUACCUAUCUUUUCUCUCAGAAAAAAAAAAAUUUGAGGUGUAAACAAUUUUUCUAUGAACCAAAAUGGUCAAUGAAUAAACAAUACUUUUGGAAUAUUUUGUAUUAGCAGCUCAAGUGAAACAAGAGCCUGUGGAAUAAAGAAACAAAAUUUUAAAAGUCUACUUUGUCAAGCAUGGAAUACCAUUAAAAUUAUUUUGCUAAAAACACCCUUGAGUGAAAAGGGACAAGAGUUAUGGUCCAUUCAGUUGGAAAGAACUUAAUUUAUAUCAAAAUUACUUUUUGGAUUUCUUUUCUUCCUCCGCCUUUCUUUCACCAACAAAUAAGUUCUGUUAUCGCUAAUUAACUCAAUGACCAAGAUUUGCUGAUUUUUGUAAUUUUGUCCAUUGUUAUUGGAUACGCUGUGGAUGACAGCAUCAUCAGUGGAGUAACAGUAAGUGCGACUGGAUGUUUUAAUAGAUGCAGAUGAAAAGUAAUGUGUUGCUAUGUCCGUGUUACAUCCAGAAAGUCUCAACACCCGAGAAAAAUAUAAUUACUGCCACUGGCCUAACUGAAAAUAUUAUUUUUUUUUUAGAGAAAAACGAUUAAUUAGUUUUCUCUACAUAUAAGGGCCAGGUCUGGACUUGGAAUUGUUAAGGGCCCCAAGCUAUAGAAAGUCCAUAGGCUAUAGAAAGUGCAGAUGACCAAAGCUAUAGAAAGUGCAGGGCCCCCUGUCAUUUUAAAUUAUAUCAGGUCAAAGAAAUACUUUAAAUAUAGUGAGGUCCUCAGCUGUAGCUUAUAGAUAAACCUGGCAUAGAUAAGGGUGCAUCUAAUUAUUAAGGUCAAGUAAACUUAAUUUCUUUAUUGUUCAAUUUUAGAUAGUUCCCACUUUGUGUGAUUUAUCCAAAAAGAGUUUCUAAGAAACUUUUAAAUUUAAAAAAAUGAAAUGAUAAGAACGUGGAGGUUACAUUAAUACAUCACCUGAACAAUGACUGAGUUAUGACAUCAUCUCACUGAUAUGGAUAUUUCACAUGGAAUUCAUCUCCAAACAAGUGUUAUCAUUUGUUGACAGUUCUCAGCUGUCCAUCUGAUGAUGUAAUGUACUUCAAGAGUUGGAGUGGUUUAUAAGUGAGUCAUCAAGAUAAAAAGAUUUGAACCUACUUAUUGUAUCAGAAGUGGAAUUUUUUUUAUCAGAGGUGGAGCAUUUCUUAUCACUAUUUGAAAAGUCUUAUUGAAUUUUAAAUAAGACUGUUGAUUUCAUGUCUACAUGUUCAACUCUGAUUUUAAGUGAGUGAAAAUUCUUGUACAGUUUAAAACAAAAAAGCAGCACUGGAAUAUUUCCUUUGUUUUCACACUGAUAAAUAUUGUGAGUUUUCUAAAGCAUUUAAAGGAGAUUAGUUGCUUCUCCAGCUUAUCAGAGACGCCACUGACCAAUUUUUCUUCCCAAUAUUUUUGUAUUCUAUUUUUUUUCCCUCCUAAUUUUUGUGUGUGCUUGAAUAAGUUAAAUGUAUAGUCCAUUUGUUUUGCUUUAAUAAAAUAGGACAAUCUUUAGCUGAUCAUUGUGUUUAAAUACCUUUUUUUUCUUUUCUCAGAAAUGCAUCUUGAGUGUGCUGGCAAUUAUCCCCCUUACUUAUUACAUUGGCAUGGCCAUCACCAGGUUUGUUUAUGCUAAUUCUAAAUAAUUUUUUUGUUAUAUUUUAUCCAUAAAUCAUUGUUAUGUAUCUCAUUAUUAUUUGUAUUUUUAAAAAUUCCUUAUUUUGUUUUGUAACAUUUUUCAUUUAAAAUUACUUAAAUGUUGCACUAAAACAAGUGCAUAUUGCCCCUAGCAAGUUAGAAUUUCAUUUUCAUUAAAAAAUAAAUAAAAGUUUCAUAAUUGUAAAAAUCUACUCUCUUUAACAGAAUAGUUUCAUGAAUAUUCUCUCACUUUUUAAUCAUGAAGCUAUUGUCUAAGAAUUAAAUUAGGUUUUUAAAUUUAUUUUUUACCGCUUAGUAUUUCAGCUCAGAGCAGUUUUGCUGUUGGCGCUAUCCUCAAUGCAACAUUUGGCUCAAUGGUGGAAGUCAUUCUCUUCAUUAUUAUGUUAAAGAAAGGCAAAGAUUCUGACCAGGAGUGCUACCAGGAGCUGGUGAAAUCUUCCCUUACAGGUUUGUCAUGAUGGUGCUCUUAGAGUCAGGCAUUUGCUUCGUUAUUGGGUCAGUGAAACAGGAUUGUUGUGAUGGUACUGUUAGAUUCAGGUGUUUGCUUGGUCAGUGGAAAUUCAAGAAAUGAUGACAAGGCAAAAGGCACUGAACUAUGACCACUUUUGAGUUGUCAACUUUUAAUUAUUUUACAAACUGGAAACAAAUAAGGAAAAGGGGCACAAGGAUUGCCUGAUUAUUUCCCCUGCCAAUGCCAACCCUCUUUUUCAUAGAAUCAUCAUAAUACUUAGGUGGCAUAUCAUAUGAUAAAGGAGUCUAAGAUUUUCAUGUGUGCACCCCCCACUAAAAAAUAUUUAUUUUUGAAAACAAAUAGUUACAAGUACCGUUUAAAUACAACAGGGGCUAAUUGUGGCACAACUUGUGCACUUAUUGAAACCUCCCAAAAUUUCCAUGGCAAAUAUUACAUAAUGUUUUUCAAUGUUUUACAUCUACAUUUGAGAUUUUAUUCUCUGUUAUGCAAGAUUAUAAGAUAAAUUCUGGGAAGAUGAUGAACAUGAUUCAACUUACGUUAAAUUUUGGUUUGUAUUUAUGUGUUAUUGGUUUGUAAAAAAAAAAAAAGCCAAAUAUCAUUGCUUAAAUUAACUGACAACUCUUAUUUUACAUUUACAUUUGAGAUUUUAUUUUUUGUUAUGCAAGAUUAUAAGAUAAAUUUUGGGAAGAUGAUGAAAAUGAUUCAACUUACGUUAAAUUUUGGUUUGUAUUUAUGUGUUAUUGGUUUGUAAAAAAAAAAAAAAAAAAAGCCAAAUAUCAUUGCUUAAAUUAACUGACAACUCUUUUCAGGUGCCAUUCUCUGCAGCAUCCUGUUUAUACCUGUAAGUAAAAUUUAGUUAGCAGGUAUCUUUAUUGAUUUUUACUGAUCCAAUCAUGGUUUAUGUAUUUUAAGAAUUGUAAAUUCAAAGCUACUUGCUAUCUUGUAAAUUGCUACAUGUUGAUGUAAAUUGUUUCCUUUUUACAAGUGAAAGAAAUUUAAUGUUUUGGCUAUUUUUAGAAUGUUAAGGCCCUUAUUAUUUAUAGUUAUGGCAUUAUGAAGCUUGAGAAUAGUUUGUAUUCAUGAAACAUAUAUUGGUAUGAGUUCCAAUAAACUAGUUUAUAUAAGGAGAAAACUCUUGCCCUCCCCUCUCUAAAAGAGUAAAAUUUAAGAACUACUGAUCUAUAACUAGUCUCUAGUCCAGGGGUCGGAAACCUAAGGCUCGCAAGCCAGAUGUGGCUCUAUUGAUGGCUGCAUCUGGCUCGCAGACAAAUGUUGGAUUAUUAAAAAAAAAGUCGCAUUAAUGGUAAGAAAUACUCAUUAUUGAUUAGCAACAACAUAACAAUGUCAUUAAAAAGAUUUCAGAGACAUAUUUAUUGCAUUUCUAGUGUUGAAAAUUACACAAAAUGCACACAUUUACUUGAAUUUUUAGUUAUAAACAUAAUAUAUGGCUCUCACAGAAUUACUUUUCAAAAUAUGUGGUUUCCAUGACUCUCUCAGACAAAAAGGUUCCCGACCCCUGCUCUAGUCCAUAAAACUCAUGGAUUUGCUCUAUGUUUUGAAAUCACCAAUCGAUCAUUUCACAGGGCAUUUCUAUGGUAACAGGUGGAUUGAAAUUCAGAAACCAAAAGUUCAAUCCCAAGUCAGCCAACAUUAGUGCUUCUCUUUUGUUUGUGGCCGUAGUUGGUAAGUUUAAAUACAUGUUCAUCCGGCUUAACAUAGUUAAUAAAUAAUUUCAGUAUUACCAUUUUAAUGUUUUCAUUUUGCAAAAAAAAUAUUUAAGUUAAUCAUUAUUCAUAAAAUAUCUAUAUAAAUAAUUCGCCAGCAAAAGUAAAAAACCAACACGUUUCAAACACCACGCAGGCUAUUUAUAGAUAGGCCAGAGUGUGGUUCAAUAAUGAGUUCAGUAGCGUGCAAAAUAAAAUUCCCUAUAACUACACGGAAAUGACAUCGUCUCAAUUUAAGUAUUGUGUAAAAAACAUUCAGUUUAAAAGUGGUUGGGACAUGAGAAUAUUUAUAUAUGUCAUGGGCAUGAAAUAAAAAGUGUGCAGUGACGUAUCAUGGGGGGAAGGGAUGUAGCAAAUAUUGCGAUCCUUAAAUGUGCGUUACUUGAGUUCAUGUUUUGUCAAGUAACUUUACUAGAUGGGAAGUUCACGCAUUGCCGUCUCCAAUGUUUGGAGGGCUAUAUCUAGUAUAAUUGAUAAUUUCAAAGGAAAAAACAUUUUAUUUAGCAUGGGUGUUUCCAAUAAUAUUAAUUGGCUGUGAAGAGCCCCUUGUUAAAUAAAUAUCAUAUGUAACUGUGAUCUCAUAAUCCAAUAGAUGCCUAAAAUCAAAACAUAAUUUUCCAGGUGUGUUCGCACCAACUAUCUUCUCAAAAGUUUUUGGCAGCCUGCGCUGUAUGGGAUGUGAACGUAUAUACGAUCAAUUCAUUACAGAGAGAGCUGAUGUGGCUGCCCCAACUGUACUCAAUGAUUCAGCUGGUUUCCUUUGCCAGCAGUGUGAGCAGUCGUUGGUAGGUUGAUCUGAUAGGUUUUAUGUGAGCUCUUUAGUAGGUUCAACUAAGUGGUUUAAUGAGAACUCUUUGCUAGGUUUAACUGAAAACUUUUAUGGGGGAGUCUUUGCCUACUUCUACUGAAAUUUUACUACAUUUAUCAUAUCAGAUACUUGUUUUAAAAUACUGUGCUCAUGACUUUCAUCUCAGUAUGUUGUAAAACAUAUUCAUACUGAAUAUUUUUGUAUGUGGAGUUUUAUCAAUCAAAAAACUACAUCUAUGAAGUGUAAAAAUGAUUUAAAAAAAUAAAAACCUGCUAAUUAUUUUUUAUUCGUUAUUUGUUAUGUACGGUACCGAAAGUCAUCCAAACGGUAUUGAAGAAAAAAAAAUCUAAAGCACAGGUUUAACUUUUACAACAGAAAUUAAUAGUAAUUUAUAUUCCCUAGAUGGGCCUUCACGGUGACAGAAGUCUUUACACAAAACACAUUGAACCUCUUGUUUAUGCCAUCUCCAUUAUUUUGCCAAUUUCCUACAUCAUUGGCUUGGUAUUCACCAUGAAGACACAUUCAGAGUUUAUUUUUGAGGAGUUUGAGAGAGAAAUGAAGGAGGAGAUCUCUAUCAAUGGUAAGUUACACUUUUUAGAUCUAUGCUAUUCUUCGCUACUAGUAUUUUUUUAUUUACACUUCAUUUGAAGUUUGGUAAUACCAGUGGUAUGCUCACAUUGUUUUAACCCUUUCUGUCGCAACUGGAUGUAAUACACCCAGAGACAGACUGUGAUUGCUGAUACCUUGAGUCACCUUUCAAUAAUCUUUCUCAUACACCACCUAAUCCACAAGGUUAGUUGGAAUGAACGCCUUGGUUGAUGCAAUUGUAUAAUGCAGUCGUUCUCAACCUGUGGGUCCUGCCCCCUUUGGGGGUUCGCGCAACUCUUUCCCAGGGGUUUCCUUAGACCAUCUGAAAACACAUAUCCUUACAGUUAUGAAGUAGCAACGAAAAUAAUUGUGUGGCUUGGGGUCGCCACGACACGAGAAACUGUAUUAAACGAUCACGUCACUAGGAAGGUUGAGAACCACUUGUAUAAAGCAUGUGAAAGUGACUUAUUUUUGGGGGCCUAAUCUUUUUUUCUACUGUCCCUAUCAACUGGUUGUAACACACCCGUGCAUAAUUUAAUAAAAGAAAAAAAAAAGUAAACUGGCUUGUAAACAUGUUGUUGUUUGUUAAUUACCGGGCAUUUGAGUCUGUGUAAUCCAUAAAAUAGAUUUUAAAUUUUUACAAUAAAUAAAUAUUCUGAAUGCAUGUGGGUACUGUACCAACAAUAAUAACACGUAUUCAACUUGACAAACCAUUUCAAAGCAGAACAGUCAUAAGGACACAUGGAAAUUAGGAGCUUUGCAGCUGAACUUGCACAGUUUUUACAGAAUGUUUUUUGCAAAUAUGUCUAAAAAACUAGCCAAGUUGAAGUGGUUUGGGCAGCUGUUUGAAGUGUUGGUAAAGAUUUCAAAACACUGGUGGUAUUCUGCCUCACAAUAUCUUGAUGCAUCGGGACGGAUCAUCUCUUAUUGCGGAAGGGUGAGGAAAUGUGCAACGUCAAUAUUGACUGUCUUUUGUCUUCAUGAGACAGUGAGUUAGUCUGUUAUUUAUAUUUAAAUGCCACUCUUGCUGCAAGUGACGCUAAGUCAACAAUGUUGAAAAAAACAACUAAAGGCUAUCUUUUACUUUUAGUUUUUUGUAUCCACAGAGAACACCUUCGCCAUUUGGUCUAUUGGCCAAUAUGCCGCCUUUGAUUUUGUUGUUACAGAGCACAAUCUCUGGUUUCUUGCAUUCAGUUUCAUUUUCUAUUUCUGGACGACUGUGUAUUGUGUUCAUGGGCAAUACAUUUUUCUGCUUCGAGCUCUGGUAUUUGACAAGGUUGUUUAUAGUCUGAACAAAAACACUUAUUUGUUUAGGGCCAGAGCCUUCUUUUGCUUAAACCCCUUGGGUAGGAACAUCUUAUUCCAUUUCACUGUUCCAAAAUAUGGUGAGUCUGUUCUUGGCCAUUUAUUCUACAAGUUGUAGGGGAAUGAAAUUGCGACCAUGUCCGUGGAAGUCCCUUGUGAGAGAAAUCACAGUCUCUGGGGAUAUUUUAACAUUUCUCUUUUCUGGCAGGGCACUUGCAUUUUCUUUGCCGAGAUAUGGGUAGCCUCUCAGAGAAUAGUUUGAAGUCGAUUCGCAGGCCCAGAAGAUUGUUAUUCCAUAUAUGUCGAGCUUGCUUAGCAUAUAUUGAAGAAAUCUGCACUGACCUCUGAAACCAACCAGUUGCUCACCUGCUGUGAUGUUUUCUCUAGGAGCAGAAUACCUCGCUAAAUUACUCAAGGAAUGCUUCUCGUACAACUCUUAAUAUGGGAUCAAUGAUGUCACAAGCAGAAAGGAUUGAUCUAGUAUCCUUGUCAAAGUAAAUAUCAAUCAGAAGUUUGCUGAAUGUCUUCAUUGAAAAUGCUGCCCUAAAAAGAGGAUUUCCAUCAACAGGGCUAAUAAAAAUUCCACUGAAAUGCUGUUCAAGUGAAACCCAUUGUUAUGAAACAGAGCAAAAAUACUAUUUAAACAAUUUUUUUUUAUUAUUCAGAAUUAGACUUUAACUCUGCUAUUGAUGAUGUCAUCAGUUUGUGUUUAGAAGAUAGUCCUUAGGAGUCAGAGAACAGUUAUCCAGGGUCAGAUAAAAUAUUAAUGUAACCUGCAUGUAUUUUGCUGAUGGAAUCAAUUUUAAUUCACAUUGAAUCACUUACACUUACAUGACUUUACUGUAGAUACCAGUACCGGUACAUACCUUGAUAAAUAUUUUUUUUUGGUACAUAACUUGAUCAGGAUUCUGUCAUUUGCAGGCCAGCAUGGUGAUGCCCAAUGGUCAAGGCUGAAAAGCACCAUCAUACUUCUGCUCUGUGCUGUGGCCAUAGCCCUCUGUGCUGAACUAAUUUCUGAGAACAUCCAGCCUUUACUAGAGUCAUCGGGAAUAUCAGAGGUGGGUAUAAUGUAUUUCUUCUUAUUUAUUGUCAGAGAAAAUGACAAGUAACAGAACAAUUAAUGCAUUAUUUAUUCACCCCAAUGUCUGGGAUUAAUAAAGAUCUUAUCUUUUCUAUUUAUUGUUCAAACAGUUGCAAGCUGCCCCAAAAAUACAUCCAUGGGCAAUUUUAGAAAGAAAAAUACAAAAUCUGGCUUCUUUAGUUCAUGUUUCUAAAGAAAGAAAAAUACAAAAUCUGGCUUCUUUAGUUCAUGUUUCUAUUGACAAUAUUAUAAUACCGGUACUAUGUUUUUGUUGUCACAUUUUUAUUAUCAUAUAUUUCUUUUGACAGUAUUUCAUUGGGGUGACUAUGUUAUCACUUGUAGCUGAGUUGCCGGAGGUUGUCAAUGGAGUCCAAUUCGCUUUGCAAAAUAAUGUCAAUCUUGGGUACUCAAUUUUAAAUUAAUAAAUUUAAAUUGUUUAUCCAUUUUAUUAUAUUAUUUAUACAAUAUCUUUCUUUCUCAAUUAUUAUUCAUAAUAAAUAGUUUCAUACAUCUUUUAGAAAUAAAUUUUAUCUAAUUUUUUUAAAAAUUGUUUUUCCUUUCGGAAAUAUUUUUUUCUUCUAAAGUUAGAAUACCCAAUAUGAAUGUAUAAAAUGGCCGUUUGCUAAUAAAUCAACAAAAGAAAAGAAAAAUUGUUUUUAUAAUAAGGAACUGAUCUAUUUAUGUUAAUCAUGUUUUACUAUAUCGUUACAGAAAGAUGAGAUUAAUUUUUUAAAGUAUUUCCUACCCAAUGUAUCAUUCAGAAUUGAAAUUGGCUGUUCUACCGCCAUACAAGUGUGUUUGGUCCAGAUUCCUCUUUUGGUCUUGGUGAAUCUCAUUUAUGUAAGUAAAACGAUAACACAGGCUUAAAGUAAGUGGUGUGCAAUAAUAAAUAGGCACCAAUAGUGUAAAAAACCUGGCUUUGGUACAAAUCUAUUUUCAAGUGGAAGACAUACUUUUUUUUUUCUGGUUCUGGUAGGGUAUGCUGCUGAUUCCAUGUAAUGGUUGGGGAAGUGAUGUAAUGGCUGGGUUAGGGCUAGGGUUAGGCUUAUUUGAUAAAACCUAUAAAUCAACAAGCAAGGUGUGCUUGCCCUCCUCAAAACCAUUAACCCCUACAAAGCAUGUGGUCCUGACAACAUCAAACCACGAGUGCUCAAAGAAUUAGCCAAAGAAAUCGCUCCUGCACUGAGAAUCUUCUUCCAAUCUACAAGAAAAUGGAGCAUUCCGACCCUGCCAUCUAUCGUCCAAUAUCCCUCACCAGCGUGGUAUGCAAACUGUUGGAGCCCAUAAUCAUAAGCGCAGUCAUGAAGCAUCUUGAAAGCCAAAAUAUACUCAAUGACUGUCAACAUGGCUUCCGAGUCGAUAGAUCAUGUGAGACCCAUUGAAUUUGUAGAAGAUUUGAUGACUAAUUUGGAGAACAACAAGCAAACUGAAGUGCUGGUGAUGGACUUCUCAAAGGCAUUUGACCGUGUCAAUCAUAGUUUGCUUCUACAAAAACUUCAGAGAUAUGGGAUCCAAGGCACCACUAAAGCAUGGAUCUGUAGCUUCCUCAGCAACCGAUGCCAAACAGUAUUGGUGGAUGAUACAAGCUCCUCCUUUGUCGGUGUUAAGUCAGGGGUCCCCAAGGGAUCAGUGCCAGGCUCCUGUUGGUUCCAAGUCCUAGCAUACAUUAAUGACCUUCCUGAGAAACUGACAUCCCAAGCAAGACUGUUCGCAGAUGACACCGCGGUGUAUAGGACGAUCACCAACAGAUCUGACCAGGACCAGCUACAACAGGAUCUCAAUCAGUUAGCUGAGUAGAAGAUGAGCUGGGACAUGGAAUUUUACCCUGCCAAGUGCCAGACACUGUCAGUCUCUAGAAGUUGUACUCCUCUACACCACGCUUACGAACUGCAUGGCCAUAUACUUGAGCCAGUUUCCUCCAUAAAGUACCUGGUUGUUACCAUUCAAAGAGAGGUCAGCUGGGAUGAGCAUAUUAACAAUGUGUGCAACCAGGCAAACAAGACCCUGGGGUUCUUAAGGCGUAAUCUAAAGAUCCGCAACUGAAAGAAAGAACCUAUAAAGUCUUUGCCCGUCCGCUUUUAUAUUAUGCAUCUUCAGUCUGGGACCCAUUUAACCGGAAGAGCAUCGACAGGUUGGAGGCCGUCCAGCGACGGGCAGCACGCUUUGUCCUGGACUGCUACAGGAAUACCUCUAGUGUUGGCAGCGUGCUGGAAACACAGACUGGUCUUUAGUGGAGGAACGCUGACGACUAUCCAGGCUCUCCAUUAUGUACAAAGUAAAUAAUGGGCUGGUCCACUGAUCCAGCAUUAAACAGCAACUCGUCCCUCUCCCUGAUAGACAGCGACAAGGCCAUGACAGGAAGUUCUGGCGCAUACCAGCAAGAACCCAGUAGAGGAACAGCUUAUUCCUGCCAAAAACAAUCAAGGACUGGAACAAGCUUCCAAAAGGAACAGUUGAGGCGACAACACUUGACACAUUAGCGUCUAUUGCCUCAAGCCUUCCAACCCCCCCCCCCCCCCCGUGCAUGAUACCCUCACUGAGUAGCCCUUGUAACCAGUGAAGUAUCCUCAUCAACACCAGACACAGAAACAUUGCAAAUCCCCUCUACAUGCAUAGGAGCCAAAAGAUCCAUAAAUUGAUCAUGGGCCCUUAAUAUAAUAAUAAGAGGUCUUAUAUAGCGCGGUACCCCAGCCUAGGGCUGGGCUCACCGCGCUGUAUAUAAAAAAUUUAUCAAAAGAGACAUAAUCAUGACAUUAAAAUAAAAUACAUUUAUGAAAUAAAGUACAGCAAUGUAUAUUCACCCACCCCACCACAUAACUUUUACAAGGCAAACCAUGGACGGCAACCAGCAAGAUCAUUUAUCGGUCAGAGGAGGGGAAUCAGUCAGGGUAGUAUAAUUUAAAUAGAUAUGUUUUUAGUGCAGAAAUAUAUAGAAGAAGAAUUAAUAGAAAAAGAAUUUAACAGUUGACCAUUGUCCAUCAUUGUUAUGAUACAAUGUAAAAUAGUCUUUGUGUCUAAUUUGACAUUUCUUUCAUUUCUAGCCCAUGGGAUUUUAUGUUGUGUUUAAUGACAUCCAUCUUUGGGCGGUCAUUUUUUCUGUGGUCAUCAUCAACUACAUUUUUCAAGAUGGAAAAAGUGAUUACUUCCAAGGUAAUAAUAGUAACCAGAAUUACAUCUUUAAGGUGAAUAAUUGA